Truncatella angustata is the source of this 855-nucleotide messenger RNA. RefSeq names its product dehydrogenase with different specificitie. Lineage: Eukaryota; Fungi; Ascomycota; Sordariomycetes; Amphisphaeriales; Sporocadaceae. The record is from RefSeq and is a predicted model, not a curated record. Gene Ontology annotation, molecular function: oxidoreductase activity. The transcript is spliced from 3 exons. The coding region runs from base 1 to 855 and encodes 284 amino acids.
AUGCCGACCCCAAACAUCUGGCUUAUUACUGGCGCAACGAGCGGUAUUGGUCUUGAGCUUGCUAGAGCCGCCAUAUCCGCUGGGCAUACUGUCAUCGCAGGAUGUCGUGAUAAAAGCAAAAACACUUCUGUUACUUCCGAACUAGAAGACCGGGGAGCCACUUGGCUACAACUUGAUGUGGGCGCUGACGAUAUCCAGAGCAGAAUUGGAGAGGCAGUUCAAAAGUUCGGACAUAUCGAUGUCCUGGUCAACAACGCUGGUUAUGCUUUGGCCGGAGCUAUUGAGGAUGUUAGCAUCGACCAAGUUAAGGAUCAGUUCAGGGUUAACGUUCUCGGUCCUUUUCUCAUUAUUCAGGCCAUCUUGCCUUCGAUGCGGGAUCGCAAGUCUGGCACCAUCGUCAAUAUCAGCAGUGGUAACGGCGUUGCCGCUAUGCCUGGUUUGGGGCUAUAUAGCGCCAGCAAAUUUGCUCUAGAAGGUCUCACCGAAUGUUUGCAACUGGAGCUGGCUUGCUUUGGUAUUCGCGUCCUCCUCGUCGAGCCAGGGAUGAUCGCCACCCGAUUUGCCGAUCCGAAGGGUUCUGGUGUCGUCGUGUCUAUAAGUGACCCAUACAAGGGCACUGCAGCAGAUCAAACCCUAGGGACGAUUUUGAACGCCUAUGCUGCCGGGUAUGGGGGCAGCGCAGAAAAGUCAGCUCUGCGCAUUGUCGAGGCGGUGGACGGUACGGGUUUGCUUGAGGGAAAAGAUAUCAAGCUGAGAUUGCCUUUGGGCUCUGACGUCGCUCAGAUCAUUGAGCAGAAAGGAAAGGAAUGUCUCGGUGCGAGCGUGGACUUGAAAAGCAUCUGGAGCAGCAUAUGA